AUGAAAGAUUGCUUGCUUGCUUCAUUUCCUGGCGAUGAAGUGGAGUAUCUGAGUUCUGAUAGUAUUUGUCAAACUGAUAAAGGAAAGAACGAAGCACAUGCGAGACUAUAUUCUCCCGAUGUUCUGAAUGGCCUUAAAAUUUCUGGUCUGCCUAAUCAUCGAUUAGUCCUUAAAGUUGGUGUACCUGUAAUGUUGCUUCGUAAUAUUGAUCAACAAAAUGGUUUAUGCAACGGUACGAGACUACGAAUUACUAAACUUUAUAAACGUGUUAUUGAGGCUGAGAUUAUAUCUGGCGGAAACAUAGGGACCAGAACAUUUAUUCCACGAAUCAGUUUGACACCGUCGGAUAAAAGAAUUCCUAUCAAGUUUCAACGACGACAAUUCCCCUUAAAUCUUUAUGUUGCGUUAUCAAGAGUUAAAAGCAGAGCCAGUGUGAAGUUGCUUAUACUAGACCAAGAUGGGAAUGUAACGAGUAAAACAACAAAUGUAGUCUACAAGGAAGUUUUUUCCGGCAUUUGA
Helianthus annuus (common sunflower) is the source of this 519-nucleotide messenger RNA. RefSeq lists its product as uncharacterized. NCBI's taxonomy places the organism in Eukaryota, Viridiplantae, Streptophyta, Magnoliopsida, Asterales, Asteraceae. The record is from RefSeq and is a predicted model, not a curated record. The transcript has 2 exons. Bases 1 to 519 code for a protein of 172 amino acids.